AUGUCGGAUCACGAGGAGGAAUCCCCAAAGCUUGAGAUGCCUCAUAUCCGACUGAAUUCGGGUCGCCAGAACCCGUUUACUGAGACCGAUGACGGUUAUGUCCCCCUGCAGAAUGACAGUACGCUGCCCAGGCCGUUGACUCCGUCCCUGGAUGUACCGGUUGUAGUUGGUGCGCAGGGGAUGUCGCCCUAUGGUGUGUCUAAUGCUCCAGAGUCAUCGGAGUUCCUCCUCCCGCCCAAGUUGCGGCCUACACAAAGCCGCGAUUCCGACCGAUCUGGGUCACCGGACCGCUGGUCCCAAGGACGGUCAAGUGUAAGCUCGGCUAGUCGUGACAGCAGGUUUCACAUGGAUCCAUUUGAAGACUCACGGGCUCCCUCGUCCCGCUCCGGCAGCGAUGAAUACGAUGUCAAUACCCAGACGGUCUCGGAGAAGUUUAAUAUUAUGCCUACAGAUGGUCUUCUGCUUUUCCCCGAAGACGUGGAGAAGGACGACUACCUGCACAACCCAGACCCGACGGAUCGGGACCGUGACUGUGAUAUAUGGAAUCGCCGGGGGCUGCUAAAUGUUGGUGGCUUGGCUUUUUUAACGCUUGGCCUUUUGGUUCUUUUCAUUGGAUACCCCGUUAUAACAUGGGUGGGAGGCAUGCUCAGCCGGAAGCACGUUUGUCGCCCUGGCGACAUGCUUUGUCUUCCUGUCGGCCCACGGCCCCUUCUCGCCAAUAUUCGCCGAGGAUUAAUCGACCCUGAUACGCCGCAAGAGGCGAUGACGAAGAAGAACGCCGAUGGAAAAGAUUGGAAGCUAGUGUUCUCGGACGAGUUUAAUAAGCCUGGACGCACUUUUUACGACGACGAUGAUCCAUUUUUCCAAGCUGUUGACUUGUGGUAUGGCGUGACAAUGGACAAGGAGUGGUACGAUCCUGAUGCUGUUACGACGGACGAAGGUACUUUAGAAAUCCGCUUCGACGCGUUCGAGAACCACGAUUUACCAUAUAGAUCCGGUAUGGUCCAAAGCUGGAACAAGUUGUGCUUCAAGGGCGGUCGUCUCGAAGCUUCCCUGUCCCUUCCCGGUGACGGCCAUAUCCAGGGUUUCUGGCCCGGUUUCUGGGCCAUGGGCAACCUGGCUCGCCCUGGAUACGCUGCAACCACCGAUGGUUUGUGGCCAUAUAGCUACCACGACGGCUGUGAUGCAGGAAUUACCCCAAAUCAGAGCUCUCCCGAUGGAAUCAACUUCUUGCCCGGCAUGCGUCUCCCAGGCUGCACUUGCUCCGGUUCCGACCAUCCCAACCCUGGUCGCUCGCGUAGCGCUCCGGAAAUCGACGUGAUCGAAGGGAGCACGCAACCACUCUAUGGCCAAGAGGGUGGCCCCUACGUUGGCAGUGCCUCACAGUCUCUGCAAACCGCCCCCUUUGACCUCUGGUACAUGCCCGACUACGAAUUUGCUGCCGUGUACGACCCGAGCAUCACCCAGAUCAACGCUUACCGCGGCGGUAUCUACCAACAAGCCAUGUCCGGUCUGACCAACCUCAACUCACGCUGGUACAACGGCACCGAGUACCAGAUCUACUCCUUCGAGUACACCCCCGGUGCCAAGGGCAAUGUCACUUGGUUUGUCGGUGCUGACAAGACCUGGACACUCGACGCCCGCGCUAUCGGUCCCAAUGGUAACAUUGGCCAGCGCAUGAUCCCCCUCGAACCCAUGUCAAUCGUCAUGAACUUGGGUAUGGCGGAUAACUUCGCUCCGCAGAACAAGUCCAUUCGCGAAUACAUGCCUGCUUUCCUCCGUGUCGACUACGUACGCAUCUACCAAGAUCCUGAUGACGUGAGCAUCACCUGCGACCCCCCUGGCUGGGAGACGACCGGGUACAUCGAGGAACACAAAAAGGCGUAUGAUAACGCAAACUUGACUUCUUGGUCGGAUGCUGGAUAUACAUGGCCGAAGAACAGUUACAUGCACGGCUGUUAA
Molecule: messenger RNA, 1962 nt
Organism: Penicillium cinerascens
Lineage: Eukaryota; Fungi; Ascomycota; Eurotiomycetes; Eurotiales; Aspergillaceae
Product: SKN1/KRE6 family beta-glucan synthesis-associated protein
Exons: 5
Coding region: 1-1962 (653 amino acids)
Biological process (GO): (1->6)-beta-D-glucan biosynthetic process; fungal-type cell wall organization
Cellular component (GO): endoplasmic reticulum membrane; plasma membrane
Molecular function (GO): glucosidase activity
Source: RefSeq, a predicted model, not a curated record